CGAAUGACGCGUCGUGUGGAAUCGUCAGGUGCAGUGAUGUCAUUCCUUCAUUGUACACGAUCUGCUUUGAAUAUCUGGAAAAUGCAAAGCAGAGUACGGAUAGAGACCUCUGCACUACUUCUGCAGGCCUGUUCAGGAUGUGGCUUCGUACGAUGGAAGAAUACAGCUGCCAACGGUGGCAGAAGUAUGGACUACCAAUUUUCUAACAGUGGAUGGAGACAGUUGGUUGUAGGGGUCCUGGCGGGUACAGGUGCUGUCCUAGUUUAUGGCUUGCAUAGACAGCAGGUGCAGCAAGCAGAGCCUAAAAAUACCACAGAAUUGACCAGCCAAACUGUGUCAGCAUUGGGCAAUGAGGUGAAACCAACUAACUCAAUCUAUACUAGGCAGGAUGUUGCCAAACAUAAAACUCUUGCAGAUGGGGUAUGGGUCACCUAUAAAACUAGUGUGUAUGAUAUUACAAAGUUUGUGGACCUACAUCCCGGGGGGGAUAAGAUCAUGCUUGCUGCUGGUGGUGCCAUUGAACCAUUCUGGGCAAUGUAUGCAGUCCACAAUCAAGAACAUGUUUACUCCAUACUUGAAGAGUACAGAAUUGGAGAGCUGAGCCCAGAAGAUCAGAAGCAGGCAACCAUGGAUGUGGAUGAUCCUUAUGGAAAUGAACCCCUCAGACACCCUGUUUUGAAAGUGAAUAGCUUAAAGCCAUUUAAUGCAGAACCACCAGUAGAACUCCUGUCUGAAAAUUACAUUACCCCAAAUGAAAUUUUCUUCAAACGAAAUCAUUUGCCUGUACCAGAAGUUGAUCCAAAAACGUACCGUUUGCAGGUUAUGGGAGAGGGGCUGAAGUCCAUCCAACUAACCCUUGAUGAUCUCAAGACCAAGUUUCCAAAGCACACAAUAACUGCUACAUUGCAAUGUGCUGGGAAUCGGCGCUCUGAAAUGAAUGCUGUGCGUCAGGUAAAGGGACUGAAUUGGGGGAUGGCAGCUAUUGGUAAUGCUACCUGGAGAGGGGUCAAGCUUUCUGAUGUCCUUAAGUAUGCAGGGCUCCCAGAGAAUACAAAUGCCAAGCAUGUCCAAUUUGAGGGACUUGAUAAAGACCUGACUGGGAUCCCCUAUGGGGCCUCUAUUUCCAUUCGCAAGGCAUUGGCUAAAGAUGGUGAUGUGCUACUUGCAUAUGAAAUGAAUGGUGAAGAUCUAUCCAGGGAUCACGGCUUUCCCCUGCGUGUCAUUGUGCCUGGAGUGGUUGGAGCACGCAAUGUGAAGUGGUUGAGCAAGAUCGUUGUAAGUAAAGAAGAAAGCCAGAGCCAUUGGCAGGUGAAUGAUUAUAAAGGGUUUUCUCCCUCUGUAGAUUGGGAUACUGUUGACUUCAGUACUGCGCCAGCAAUCCAAGAUCUCCCCAUCCAGUCUGCCAUAACGACACCUUGCAAUAAUGAUUAUAUCUCUGCAGACAAUGAAGAGAUCACGGUGAAAGGUUAUGCAUGGAGUGGAGGUGGCCAAGAAGUGAUUCGAGUCGAUGUCUCAUUAGAUGGUGGGAAGACUUGGAAAGUAGCUGACUUAACUGGGGAGAAGCAGGAUGCCGGUCAGGCAUGGGCAUGGAAACUGUGGCAGCUCACUAUUCCUCUGCCAAAGGGCCAGAAGAACUUGGAGAUAAUCUGCAAAGCUGUGGACAACAACUACAACGUGCAACCUGAUACCGUUGCACCCAUCUGGAAUUUACGUGGUGUUCUGAAUAAUUCCUGGAGUCGGGUGAAAGUUACAAUCAAACCUAAUAGUGGUUAGAAUCUGGAUCUGAAUAUCUCUGAUUACAGAAGAAUGUUUGGCUAUAUACAGUUGCCCUGUGGGGUAGCUCUUGAUGUCAUCGCAUUAACUAUAUAUACAGUCAAGUUCUCUUAAGCCACUCUAUUUGAAUUACUAAGCUCAGUAUUUCUCUAUUCAAAAUUCUUAGUGAAUGACUUCAUUGCUGAUUGCAUUCAUUUGAUUAAUUUGAAUUUUCUAUUUUCAAAAGAACAAAACCUCUGAAUGACAAGUCUAGAGCAGAUUAAUGUUCAGAGAUGCAUCUAGAGAUUUUAUAGAAAUAAAAACAGAAAUUGCUGGGUUCAAGUCACGUUAGCCCUGCAUGAAUACUGCCAGACCUACUGUGCUUUCCGAACAAUUUCUGUUUUUGUUUGUGAUUUCUAGCUUCUGCCGUUCUUUUUUUUUGUUGUUUAGGCAUUUCCAGACAUGGCUUAAAAAAAUAACACCAAUGUAGUGGCUUCUGUUUUGUAUUUGAAUCAAUUUUCUCAUUUUUGUUUGGGCAUGACAUAAAUCACUGUCAUAAAGUGUUGCUUGGAGAACAAAAUUUCAGAAUAUUUAGCUGUAGAAUUUUAAGACCUGCAAGAAGUUUAAAAACAUAAGUGACUUCACUUCAAAUGGGAUUCAUUGGCAGUAAAGUGCUUUUGAAUGUCCAAAGGUUGUGUGCGGCGCUAAACGUGUGCGGCGCUAAACGUGUGCGGCGCUAAACAAGUGUAACUCUGAAUUGCUUUUCUUAAACUAAUUUUUCCAUUUUGUGAUCUUUAUUGCUGCAUAGUCCCUUUUUAAGCAGCUCAUUUAGAGUCCUAGAGGUGUACAGCAGGGAAACCGAUCCUUCGGUCCAACCCAUCCAUGCCAACCAGGUAUCCUAACCCAAUCUAGUCCCAUUUGCCAGCACUUGGUCCAUAUCUCUCUAAACCCUUCCUCUUCAUAUACCCAUCCAGAUGCCUUUUAAAUGCUGUAAUUGUACCAACCUCCACCACUUCCUCUGGCAGUUCAUUCCAUACACGUGCCAUCCUCUGUGUGAAAAAAAGUUGCCCCUUAGAUCCCUUUUAUAUCUUUCCCCUCUCAUUCAGGACUCCCCUACCUUGGGGAAAAGACCUUGUCUAUUUAUCUUAUCCAUGCCUCUCAUGAUUUUAUAAAUCUCUAUAAGGUCACCCCUCAGCCUCCAUUCCAGGGAAAACCGCCCUGGCCUAUUCAGCCACUCCCUAUAGAUCAAAACCUCCAACCAUGGCAACGUUUAAAAGGAGAAUGAGAAUAAAGCAGCUAUCUUUUGGAUGCGAUGCUAGACUGAAACCCUGACUUGCCUCUCUCAAGUGAAUAUAAAAGAUCCACUGGCACUACCAAAAAAGAGCCGCAACGUCCUAGCUUGUGUUUAUUCCUCAACCAACAUUUUACUGAAACCGAUUAUCUGGUCAAUCCUACAUUGCUAUGUGCGAAGUUUUGCUGUGUACAAAUUGCCUGCUCCAUUUUUGACAUUGUAACACUGACUGCACCCAAAAAUACUUCAGCCAAAGCAUUUGUUUAUUGAGGUCGUGAAAUGCAAGUUUGUUCAUUCAUUCUUUCCUUUCUUGAAAUUUUCAGAAUACGCAAAUUGUUAACACUUAUUAAGAGUGAGCCUGAGAGAGGCUGAAUUCAUUCUCAAGCUGAUUGUUCAUAGACUAUUACAACAUAGAAGGAUGCCAUUCAGUCCACUGUGCGUGUGGUGGUUCUUUGAAAGACCUAUUCAGUUAGUACUAAUGCCUCUCUCUUUCCCACCGCUACCACCCCCCAACAUCCCUCCGCCCCCUUGCAAAUUUUCCGUUUUGCAAGUAUGUACACAAUUCCCUUUGGAAUGUCCUUCUCUACUCUUGGAGGUAGUGUGUUCCAGAUUGUAAUUUGUCAUGUUUAAAUUUAAAAAUUAUUAUCCUCCCUCAUCUUUUUUUUUGCACUAUUAUCUUUAAAUCUGUAUCCUCUGGUGACUGACCAUUCAGUUGUGCAAUGGGGAUUCAGAUCACGCUAGUCAAUCCAAGUGAGAUAUGUAUAGACACCUCUGUGACUGCUCAAAGCCACUGUUAUGCUAAAGAGUUAAUGAAUUGAUAGCUUGUUUGUCAAAUUAAAAUAAAAUUGUUAUUUUUCUCUUUGUAUUGCUGUGCAGCUUCUGAUUAUGAAAAGAAUGUGGUACGCAAUAAAAAUCUAGCUCCAUUUAAGAGGCACAGUGAAUUUUUUUUAAAAUCCUGUAAUCAUAGAAUCCUUACAGUGUGGGUGUAGGCCAUUUGGCCCAUUGAGUCCAUACCAACUCUCUGAAGAGUGUUCUAACCCCCUACCCUAUCCCUGCAUUUCCCAUGGCAAUUUAGAAUGGCCAAUCUACCUAACCUGCACAUCU
Hemiscyllium ocellatum (epaulette shark) is the source of this 4147-nucleotide messenger RNA. RefSeq names its product sulfite oxidase (gene suox). The transcript has 4 exons. Lineage: Eukaryota; Metazoa; Chordata; Chondrichthyes; Orectolobiformes; Hemiscylliidae. Gene Ontology annotation, cellular component: mitochondrion. Gene Ontology annotation, molecular function: molybdopterin cofactor binding; molybdenum ion binding; oxidoreductase activity. The coding region runs from base 4 to 1773 and encodes 589 amino acids. The record is from RefSeq and is a predicted model, not a curated record.